Molecule: messenger RNA, 1341 nt
Organism: Heterobasidion irregulare TC 32-1
Lineage: Eukaryota; Fungi; Basidiomycota; Agaricomycetes; Russulales; Bondarzewiaceae
Exons: 5
Biological process (GO): DNA replication; DNA replication initiation
Cellular component (GO): nuclear origin of replication recognition complex; nucleus
Molecular function (GO): DNA replication origin binding
Source: RefSeq, a predicted model, not a curated record
CGAACGCUACCUGCACAUCUCUGUCCAUGCUUGAACGCUCAAAAGCGCGCAAUCCUUUUGGCAUUAAAAAACCCUUCAGGCUCGAGAAGCACCGAAGGGGCUGAUGACGAACGACCCGCUAACUGUACAGCCCUCGAACAACUCAAAGCAUUACUAGUAGGCACUACUGAUCGAGGAGAGGGAAACAGCUGCCUUGUGAUUGGCCCUCGCGGAAGUGGAAAGAGUCAGAUUGUGGACGAAGCAAUAUCCUCAUUGCCCGGCAAUCCCAUUGUCAUACGACUGUCCGGCUAUGUGCAACAUAAUGAUCGGCUAGCUAUGCGCGAGAUCGCUCGUCAACUAGCUCUGCAGAGUGGAAAGGCUAUCGACGCCGAGGUCGAGGUCGACAUGGCCGACGAUGAGAACCCAUUUAUAGAGCGUAGCGAACCCAUUCCAUUACCUCCUCCUUCCCAUCUCCCCACGCUGAUAUCGGCUCUUCCCACCCUCGGGCGGCCUACAAUCAUCAUCUUGGAUGCAUUUGACCUCUUCGCCCAGCAUGGGCGGCAAGCCCUUCUGUACUGCCUCCUGGAUACCGCUCAGAGCUGUCGCGCUGGUGCUGGGGGCACCGGAAUUGCCGUAAUCGGCGUCACUCCCCGCGUGGACACUAUCACUCUACUCGAGAAGCGGGUGAAAAGUCGGUUCUCUGGUCGUAUGAUCAGAACCGCGGGCCCCACGACAUUGCAAGACUGGAAUGAUAUUGUACGGAACGUCCUCUGUCCCCCCGUGGAAAACGUGGACAACGAAUGGGCGAAUCUAUGGAAUACGGCCGUCGAGCAGUUCCUAGAAGACCGUACCGUGAAAGAGUCGCUGUCCGAAACCUUUGGCGUAAUGCGAGACGUUCGGCUGUUGUGUCGAAUUCUGACCAAUCAGAUUUUAGAGCUAACGCCUUUGAAUCCCUUCCCGAAACCUUCUCGAUUACAAUCUGCUAUCGCCACGCAGCGCGUUCCUCAUUCCUUUCCUUCUCUUUCUUCACUGUCUUAUCCUUCGAUAUGUUUGCUCAUUGCUGCGACACAUGCACGGACUGCAGGACACGACUCUGCCACGUUUGAGAUGCUGUACGAAACCUUCCGCAUACAGCUUCGAAAUUCCUUGUCUGCUCCCGUUCAAGUCGACGGCGGGGGUAUCGGGAUGGCAUUCGAGCAUUUGAUCACGACAAAAGUAUUUGUGCCUCAGGCUACGAUAAGCGACCACACGGGCAGGGAGUUCGUGCGUUAUCGAUGCAUGGUGGAGAGGGAUGAGGUGAAGAAGACUGUAGAAGCGGUAGGCCAGACAAGCCUAAAGAAGUGGUUCUUCAAGGCACAAUAA